CUAUGCGAUACUCUGGGAAACUGGCCGUAUCAAAGGAGGCAGUUAUGCUAUUUAAAGGCUUGAUGGUCACGCGCGUCAUGCCCUCAUUCUACAUCUUUGUAAUGCUCUUUAGUUUGCCCCUGAACGCUUUGGCCUUGGUGACGUUCACCUGUAAGAUUCGAGUGAAGAAACCAGCGGUGAUCUACAUGUCUCACCUGGCGUGUGUGGACCUGCUCUUCACCCUGCUGCUGCCUCUGAAGAUCCACUACCAGCUGAACGCUUCAGAUUGGGUGUUCGGUGAGGUGGCGUGUCGUGUGCUCACUGCAGCUUACUACUGCUACAUGUACUGCUCCAUACUGCUGGUAAUGUGCAUAAGUGUAGACAGACUGCUGGCCGUGGCGCUUCCCAUCGCCUCUCUAACCUGGAGGAGCCCAAGGAAAGCCACAUGCGUAUGUGUGCUGGUCUGGCUGCUGGCGCUCGCUGGUACGGUGCCAACUCUCUUAGUGAGACAAACUGCCAAUGUCAAGAAUGUGGGGGUCACCUGCUUUGAUGUGCUGCAAAGACAUGGCUUUUCAAUGCAGUUUUACUUGUACUUGUUCUCCAUCAUUCCCUGCAUCUACUUCUUCCUGCCGCUGGUUGUCAUCUUGGUGAGCUACUCUAUCACCGUUUAUGUGCUCUGUGUCAAACCUACUCGUUUAACAACAUCAUCUUCUUCCUCACACAAGGAAAGAAGAGCCGUGAUUAUGGUAACUGCUGUGUUGAUAGAGUUUGUAAUGAGUUUUGCACCAUCCAAUGGCACCCUGUUGUACCGCUAUGUUCAUUUAUCUACUGGAGGAAACAAAGCAGUAGAUACCUUUAAGAUUUACUUGUUGGUUGUGUGUUUGGGGAGCUCAAGUGUUUUUCUGGACCCUCUGCUGUACUAUUACGGCUCGUCUCAGUACAGACAGAAAAUCUGCUCUGCUUUGAGAUGCAGGGAGGCAAAAAGAGCAAACACAUGAUAGUGAUGCCAGGAAAAAUAAAAUAAUUAAAUUUAAUUAGACACUUUGUAACUUAAAUAAGACAUUUAAAACAAAUUACAUUUUAAAAAGUUUUAAUUGUCAUAAUAGAAAAGUAAAUUUUCUAAAAAUUCUUCUUAAGAGCAAAAUCAACUAAAAAUAUAGCUGCAAGCAGCAAUUACGGGGCCAAGCACAAAGAGCAUGAUAAGCCAUGCCAACAUGGCUGUGAGCGUCAGACCAGCUGCAACAAUAAGCAAGUAACAACAUUUUAAGAUGAUUUUAGGCAAAUUGGCUGAAAAAACAUAAAAACAGUCAUUAUGAUUGAAAUAUGAUUGAAAGAUUUAUCAUAGUCGACCAAUUGGUGUCGCUGUGACCAAACUGAUGUGGAGUAAGGUUACAACAAAACAUGCAAAGUUUGGUGUCGAUAGGGCAAAGCAGUGCAGAAAUACAGCUUCAGAGACAUUUUGGCAUCAUGCCUCAAUUGUGUUGCUGCGCUUUCCAAAAAUGGUUUUGUCUAUCAGCACAAAAUCCAUAACUUUUUGCCAGCAUGGUCUGAAGGUGAUCUGACUCAAAUUUGGUGAAAAUCGGUCUAGGUGGAGUUUUAAAAAGUAGUUUUGAAAAAGCUUGGCCAAAUAUGGCAAUAUUGGUAUAUCUAUGUUCUCUGCAUGACCCAAGGAAUCUAUUAAGACCAUUGACAAUAGGUUAAAUAGGUCAAAAGCUAUCAGCAUUUUUCAAAAUUUCAUUAUAACAUUUGAC
Ctenopharyngodon idella (grass carp) is the source of this 1730-nucleotide messenger RNA. RefSeq names its product proteinase-activated receptor 1-like. Gene Ontology annotation, molecular function: thrombin-activated receptor activity. Gene Ontology annotation, cellular component: membrane. Lineage: Eukaryota; Metazoa; Chordata; Actinopteri; Cypriniformes; Xenocyprididae. Gene Ontology annotation, biological process: blood coagulation; positive regulation of blood coagulation; phospholipase C-activating G protein-coupled receptor signaling pathway. The transcript has a single exon. The coding region runs from base 3 to 977 and encodes 324 amino acids. The record is from RefSeq and is a predicted model, not a curated record.